This is a messenger RNA of Spodoptera littoralis (African cotton leafworm), 1275 nucleotides long. The record is from the annotation of a GenBank genome assembly. NCBI's taxonomy places the organism in Eukaryota, Metazoa, Arthropoda, Insecta, Lepidoptera, Noctuidae.
AUGAUUUGUUUUAAUAAACAUUUGAAAAGGAUAGCGGUGCAGGCGUACAAUUAUAGAAAUAUUAGUUAUUCCCCAAAUUCUGUUGUACUUGGAAUAGAAACUUCUUGUGAUGACACUGGCUGUGCAGUUGUAGAUAGCACAGGUUCUAUACUGGGAGAGUCUUUGUAUUCGCAAACUGCUUUACAUAUAAGAUACGGUGGCGUGAACCCCGUUUUUGCACAUGAGUUACACAGAAAUAAUAUAGAAAGUGCUGUAUCAGAUGCCCUUCGAAAUGCAGGGAAAAACAUUAAAGAUAUAGAUGCUAUUGCAGUAACUACUAGACCAGGCUUGCUUUUAAGCCUACAAGUUGGAGCAAAAUAUGCUAGGUACCUGUGUAGAAUACACAAUAAACCUAUGAUACCUAUUCAUCACAUGGAGGCUCAUGCUUUAGUAGCAAGAAUGUAUCAUAAGGUCCAGUUUCCAUUCUUAGUCCUACUUAUAUCUGGUGGCCACUGUUUACUGGCACUAGUUAAAGAUGUAGAUAAUUUUGAGUUGCUUGGAAAGAGCAUAGAUAAUGCUCCUGGGGAAGUUCUUGACAAAGUUGCUAGAAGAAUGAAAUUGAGAAAUAAACCUGAAUAUUCUAAAAUAUCUGGAGGACAAGCAAUAGAGUUGGCAGCACAGAGGUCUACAAACCUAAGUCAGUUUGAAUUCCCUCUUCCUUUGGCCAAAUAUAGAGACUGCAAUUUUAGUUUUAGUGGCCUAAAAGAUUCUACCAUAAGAAAACUUGAAGAAAGAGAAAUGGAGCAUAAUGUGAUGGGUGAUGAAUUAAUACCAGAAGUAUAUGACCUUUGUGCAGCAUUCCAGCUUGCUGUUGCAGAGCAUAUAGCUCAUAGAACUCACAGAGCUAUGCUUUACUGUGAAAAAUAUAAAUUGAUAGAUCCUAAAAACAGAGUUGUUGUAGUGUCAGGUGGAGUUGCUUGUAAUAAUUUCAUAUUUAAAUCUAUUGAACAUGUUGGAAGUGAAAUGGGCUACAAAACAUAUCGUCCACCUCACAAUGUUUGCACAGACAAUGGUGUUAUGAUAGCUUGGAAUGGAAUUGAGAAACUAAGAAAACAGAUUGAUAUUAGGACAGACUUCAGUCUCAAAGAAGUAGAGCCUGAAGCACCUUUAGGUAAAGAUUCAAUAAAUAAAGUUGAAACUGCUAAUAUCAAAACAAGAGUAACAAGAUUAAAAAAACUGUACAACUAUUUUUAUUUUGUUUUAUUUAUACCUCAAGGCAUGGCUUACGUGUUAUGA